AUGAGCCCAAAUGUUAAACUCACUGUAAACUUGUUAGGCAAAAGUGUUGAUCCUACUCUCUAUAGAAGCAUGAUAGGUAGUCUCCUGUACCUCACUACUAGUAUAACUGACAUUAGCUACUAUGUUGGUAUGUGUGCAAUAUAUGAAGCCAAUCCUAAAGAGUCUUAUAUUAUUGUGGUCAAGCGUAUCAUUAAAUACGUUAACUCCACAAGUAACUUUGGUGUUUGGUAUGAUACGGACACAAAUGAUGUUUUGGCUGGGUAUUCUAAUGUUGACUGGGCUGGUAAUGUUGAUGAUCGUAAGAUUACUUUUGGUGCAUGUUUCUAUUUGGGAAAUAAUCUUGUCUCAUGGAUGAGUAAGAAUCAAAACUCCAUAUCUUUUUCCACUACUGAGGCUGAAUACAUUGCUAUGAGCAAUUACUGUACUCAGCUUCUUUGGAUGCAGAAACUUUUUUUUGGUUAUGGUAUUUGUUAA
This is a messenger RNA of Quercus robur (English oak), 474 nucleotides long. RefSeq names its product secreted RxLR effector protein 161-like. The record is from RefSeq and is a predicted model, not a curated record. The coding region runs from base 1 to 474 and encodes 157 amino acids. The transcript has a single exon. NCBI's taxonomy places the organism in Eukaryota, Viridiplantae, Streptophyta, Magnoliopsida, Fagales, Fagaceae.